GCACUGAGCUUUUCAUUGAGUUUUUCUUCGGUCAGAUUCUUCAGUCCUUGUUGCCGAAGACGAGCGCGCUGAUUAAGUUGAUCAUGCUCUUCAUAGCAUAACACAUUGAGCAUUGAUGACUAUCAAUAGUCAGCUUGCUUAGGCGGCACAAUGUCUUUUUUCGAUGUUUCCGAUCUCCAAGAAUCGAUCGUCCUUUCGAUUUCUCGGAGUUGGCCUCAUUACAUUCUAUGCGCCUGAUGCUUAUCGUCGUUUUCUUACUCAAUCCAGCUUAUGACCGUAACGUUGAAGGACGAAACGCACAAAGAGCGAGCCUAUCUUCUGCGUUGGUCCUUCUUUCAUACCUAAUAACAAUAAUCUCGUAACAUACAUCAAGUAAUUUCUGUAGCAGUCAAAUAACUUUGAAAUAUGCAUAUCACUGUUUUGUCCUACGGCUACGAUCCAUCUAUUACGUGUGUUUGUUUUUGUACGUCGCUUUUCUGGUCGUUAACAGCAUCCUAUCAGCGUCGUUCAAUUUCUUUGACUGACUAUUUUGCUUCUGCUGUUACAAGUGUCGGAGUAAAGCAAAAAAGCUGCAAGCAAAUGUCAGCGGGGACGGAAGUGACAUAUGUGCGCGGUUCAGGUGAGACGUUGUCAAUUUGUCAGUCCAGCAGUAGUUGCGCCGGUCUGAAUUGCACCCGCAAAUGCAUCCCUUCUACUUUCUGCGACGAGCGCAACUGCCAUAUUGACAGCGAUACCGACACAUCUAGUAAACUCUGCCAAGACUCAAUUACGUACGGUGGGCGAGCGAACAAGCGAGCGAGCGUGUCUGCCUGGAGCGCAUCGCAGCGAUCGCUAUUGGUGGCGCUUCUGCUGCGGUGACGGUGAUGGGCAAGCGGUAAAAGACGAGGGCAACACGAGGCGGAAACAAGGUAAGACCAGCGGAGCCAAGAGCAGUAGUAAUGGCAUCAUGAUCACCAACGCAGCAGCCCCUGAUACGAUCGGCCAUCGUCAGCGUUUGUAGGUUGAGUAUUUAGUAGUGACGAGGAAUAGCUGCAGAAGGACAGAGAAAAUCGCCUCUGCUGAUAGAAGCGGCAACGAUGAGCGGCAGAAGCAGCUACUAGCUCUCGUGAGCCACACGCACAAACGCUUGUCGUAAAUCGUAACACUGGGUCUGGGCCACAGAACUUACGGACAGCGUCGCGGUGCGUGAAACAAUAACGUACGCAACACCGGUGACCGCCAUUAGCAACAACUCAAAUAGCGAAGCAACAUCAUACAUCAUCAUAUCGCGUAAAACAACGGUAACAAGAUGAAUCCAACAGUGGCAUAAACGAAACGCCGUCGCCGACGAAACCGAUUCUGGUAAGUGACAACAAGCGACACUGCCAAAGAGUAGAAACGAAAGGAAUAAAAAACCAAACCAACGAGACAUAUUCCGGUACGUCCUACUACGACAAGACGACGACCAAUCGUGACCGUUAAAACGUCGAGAGCAGCAGGCAGGACUGCAUUACUGCCGCGGGCCGGGUAAAUGCACGUUGACAUCGAUCGUGAUCUCAUCGCUACGCCGAGAGCAAUGUGAUACGCGGUUGCAAACCAUCUACUUUUACUCGUGUUCAAUCGUGGCUGUUUCUUGGAGUCGUUGUCAUCAUCGUAAUCAUCAUCAUCAUCAUCAGCAGCAGCAGCAGCAGCAGCAUCUUCUUUUUCGUCUUCUUUGCUGACCGCAUCGAUCCGCAGCGGGCUACUCGAACUCCGCCCCUCGAGGCAGCAGUCGUGGCGCGACAUUGAUACAACAGCAGUGGCGGCGGUAAAGCAAUACACGAACACAGACCCACAUCAGGUAGAUCACCGAAGCUCCGAGAAGGAGAACGACGAUGCUGUGAUUAUAUCUGGAAAUUUUAGUCGAUUUUCCAGAUAAAAAAAAAUGGAAAAGAAAAAUGAAAGUGUAGGUGGCACAGGCGCUCGUUGAAUUGUGGGAGAGCUGUGAACUUUGGCCGCGCGGACCUAGGGUAUUCGUUAAUGGUAUCAGCGCUGAAAAUGUUUUGUUUGUGUUGGAGAUAUAUAGACAAAAGUAACCAAAUACACGAGUGAGAUCGUCUGACACGAGUAAGCCGCACGUAGCUUUUUUUACGAAACCAGCUAAUGCUGGCGUGACAUAUGCAAUCGAUAUCAAUACAGCUGUCAGCUAACAAGCCGUGUCAGGAAGGCAUAUAAACAUUGCAGGAUAGCAGGACAUUGCCCUGAGAGCAGGUUAAAGGAAAAAGAUCCCGCAUAACGAAUGACAGAUUUUAUGCGAAACAAGCUUGUUGACGCGAUACCAGCUGCGGUGUAUCAGCUCGAUUUCAUUUUGCAGGAGAGUAGUCAUCAUCAUGUGUGAAUAGGAUAUAAUAGUAUGAGUUCUAGGGAUUUGUGAGAGACGGAAAUUUUCGACGGUGAGAAACGGACAGUCGUCGACAACAUGAAGCCCCGAGCCAAUAGAUUGUGUCUGGAGCUUGCCCUAUUGCUAGCAACCAUUUCAACAACAUGGUCGUUCAUUGUGCUCGCGCCUUCACUGUUCUUGGCGGGCAACGAGGAGACUAUCUUGGUCAUCAAUCCAAAGUCGCGGACGCUCAAAGGCGAAAUCGGCCUCGCCAACAAUCCUCAACUAGGCACCGACCCGACCUAUACGCCCCAAGUGCUGACGCUACAACCUGGAGAGUUUCGAGUUGUCAAAUUCAACAUACACCAAAACUUCACGCCAUUCAUCGAUCUUAAGGCAACAUUCGAUGGUGUAUCGCAAAUACGUACAUUCUCGGUGUCCCAGCGCGGAUUGCAUAUCAUGGUGCAAACUGAUAAACCGAUCUACAGCCCCAAGGAGAAAGGGGUUCACGUACGAGUGAUUACGGUUGAUCAGCAGAUACGACCGGCUGAUAGAAUCUACAGAGUACAGAUCAAGAACCCGGAGAAUCGUCUGAUGAUGUCAAAGGACCUCCACAAUGCGACCCUAUCCAUGUUCCAUCUUAACUAUCAAUUUCCUGAGGACCCAGAUUUGGGUGAAUGGAAGGUUGUCGUACUCUACGGUAACGAUCUACGCCAAAAACUGGAACAGAAAUUCGAGUUACAAGAAUAUGUUUUGCCGACUUUCCGGGUCGACAUCGAUAUAACCGACACAUUGGUUCCCUCAAUGAACUCAACGUCUGCAAAAAUAACAGCUACGCACGUCUACGGAAAACCGGUUCAGGGUCAAGUGUUUGUCAAGGAAUUUAUAGAAACUGUUAUAGGAAAUCCCACGCAUUAUGGGUCUCUUAACUGGACGAAGCUGAACGAGGAUGGUGAAGCUGUAUUCAACAUUGAUCUCACCAAGUAUAAAAGUAAAAAUGUUUGGCGAGCAGUGAUAAAUGAGAAACGACUAUUGUUACAAGCCGAUGUGUAUGAGCUAACUUCCGGCAAAACUGUCACAGUCAAAAGUGAUCGAGCAGUCUUCGAACGGUCGUUUUAUAAGGUGUCGAUGGCGGAAAUGCAAAAGUCAAUUCGUCCUGGUUACCCGGCGCUUAUCACGAUACGUGUACGAUAUCCCAAUGGAGGUUUUGCCAAAGACGUUCCAGUGCGUAUCAGAGCAUACAACGAUGACGAAAGACCGAUCGCAGGUGCACCACGUAGGCCUGAACACACGGAUGCGUACGGCAGGGCCAGCUUCAUUGUUCCCACCGAGCCUUCGUAUACACAAAUUCGUGUCGACUUUGAAAUAGGCCAACAUAAAAGGUCGAUGCCAGCUCACUAUACGUUUCGGGCUCACAAAGAAAGACAGUACAUUGCUCUUAAGAAAGUUCCCCCGGAAAUGCAAUUCGAGGUUGGCACCUCGUUUCCGGUUGAAGUGCAUUUCAAACCGGAAAAUGCGUUUAGUGGAGCGAUCGUUGCAAUUAUCGCCGCCGGCAGGGUGUUACAGGUGGAAAAUAUGCCCAAAAAUGGGUCCCGAGGUGUCGUUAACUUUUUGAUCACACCAGAAAUGUCGCCGUUAGCCCGUGUUGUUGCUGUUGGCUAUAUGGAACGAAGAAAUGUUUCUAUAGACAGUUAUAUUAUGUCGAUAAAGCCACAUUGUCGACACGCCGAAUUUGAACUUGACUGUAGUUUCCAGCCAACCCCUGGAGGGCAUGGUACUGUUAAAGUGUUCGAUGCAGAGCUGGGUACCACUGUCGGCCUUUCCAUCGUCGAUCAAGCGGUUUACGCUCUAAAAAAUCGUCCCCCCCUGACUAAAAAGCAAAUAUUCGACAGGUUCAUGGAAGCUGACAGAGGCUGCUCAGACGGAGGUGGAGCUGAUGUGGAGGAGUCAGCGGGUUCUGCCGGCUUAGUACUAAUCACUGAUCGUGUUAUGACCAAAAGCUGUCAGGAUUCGAAGGAAAAAAGGCGAUCUAGACGGUCUGCCCUUUUGAAAGAGAGGUCAAAUGACGAAUUCGCUUUAAAGUGUUGUGAACUCGCUUACAGCAAGUAUCACAGCUCUAGGUCUUGUGAGGAACGAAGCGAAUCGCUGAUUCACGAGUUUGAUGGUCAACGUCUACGUGAAGUAUGUCAGCAGCAUUUUCUUCAAUGUUGCCAUAAACCAUUGGUAGGAUCUCAUACUGGCCAUAUCCGUCCCUUCUCGAUUUUCACUAGGCAGAAACUCGAUGGUCGGCAACGUAUUGGAGGCGUUUUACCUGACCCGCAGGAUUUCAUCGAGGAAGAAGAGGAGCCUGUUCCUGAACAGCACAUCCGCAAGGAUUUCCGAGAGUCGCUCCUGUUUCAGAAUAUAGAAAUUACAGAGAACCAUUCAAUUAGUAAAGUUGAUCUCACGCUUCCACACAGUAUCACAACAUGGUCGUUGGAGACUAUAUCUGUAAACCCUCGUGGCGGAGUUUGCGCCAAGGACCCAAUCGAAAUAACUGCCCUUAAAGAGUUCUUUAUCCAACUGGAUCUGCCGUACAAGGUUAUCCGGAAUGAACACGUACAGAUCAAGGUCACACUUUACAACUAUAGGGAUGUGCCAGUUAGUGGAAACCUAUAUAUAUAUGGAGUGGAAGGUGUUUGUACCGAAGCAGCCCCGGGCCAGCGUUCGGAGAAGAAAUCGUUUAGGAUUCAGCCCUACUCGUCGUACAAAAUUGCAUAUCCUGUUUUUCCCACUCACAAUGGCACUCACGAGAUUAGGGUGGAAGCACUUACUCUUUAUGAUUCGGACGCCAUCGUCAAGAAGCUUUAUGUUGUGCCUGAAGGUCGUGAAGUGAGAAAAUCGUAUUCGGUGGCGUUGGAUCCUAUGAACAGUCAACGUAGAAAAGCCCGAAGUAUCACAUGUGGACCGAGUUGUGAAUCUAAAAUUGACGCGUCGCAGCGGAACCAGACGAUCGUCAUUGACACAUCGCUUCCCGACGAUGUUGUCGACGGAACGGACUACGCUACGCUUCGAGUCAUCGGCGAAAAGAUGGGUCCCGCAAUUGUCACCGCUCUUGACGACAUUGAAUCAAUGCUAACUCUACCCAAAGGCUGUGGUGAACAGAACAUGAUGCGGCUUGCGCCCCUUGUAUUCGUUACCGAGUUCCGGAAGGCGAUCCAGCAGCUUGACGUCCCUACAGAAAAACGCGCGAAGGACCACAUCAUGAUGGCGUACAACCGACAACUGGGUUUCCGGAAGCCUAACGGUUCGUUCAGCGCUUUUCGAAAUCGAGGCUCAAGUGUAUGGCUUACGGCAUUUGUUGCCAAGGUAUUUUGUCGAGCGUCUCCCUUUUUUACCGAUUCGGAGACGUUCCGGGAGGCUUCUGCAGAUGCUGUGGAUUGGCUAUUGACUAAGCAAGGACGUGAAGGCUCGUUUGAGGAAACCAAACCCAUCCUCCACAAGAGUCUGCUCGGUGGGGUAAAAGGUCGAAAAGCGUUGACAGCUUUUGUCACGCUUGCUUUAGAUGAAUGCCGACAUAAUAUACGUUCGGAAAAUCACCAGAAAUGGAGAAGCGUUCUUGAUCAGGCUAAAUUAUAUCUUAUGCGUACAUUGGAUCAGACUCACGAGGGCUAUACGGCUGCGUUAAUGGCAUACGCUCUCUCAGACACGAAUGUAUCAUCUCAAGCAAUGACAAAUCUACGCAAUCAUUUAAUUCUGAACCAAGAGAUCAACACUUUCAGUAUCGCAACAAAUGAUAACGCUCCGUCAACGAUUGAAGGCAAUGGGUAUGCUUUGUUGGCUGCCACGAAAACUCAGCGAAACGAUAUGAGUUUGCCCCUGUCGAACUGGCUAAUAACCCAACAGGGUGCCACCGGCGGGUUCCAAUCAACUCAGGACACUGUCGUCGCUCUUCAGGCACUUUCGGAGUAUUUUUCCAAGAACCGCGAAUCCAAGAUAGACCUGUCUGUCCUUAUCUCACAUGGGAAACACUUUAAGCGGGAUCUGCGCGUUGCAGAGGAUUCGGCAAUGACUCUGCAAACGAUGACUACGAACGACCUCGGAGACAAAAUGUACGUCCAUGCAACGGGCAGUGGUACUGGCCUGUUGUCUGUUCUCAUCAAGUACAACACGAUUCUUCCACUCGCAGAGCGGUGCAUUUUUAAUGUGACCAUAAACGCGACGAUCGAGGAGGCAAGUGAUAUGGACUCGGACCCAUACAUGGAAUCACAAAUCAUCGAUUCCGCAAGAACCCAGGCACUCCAAAAGGUAGAUGAGCUUUUAGAGAGAUAUAAGAAGACCCGUCGUCGGCGCUCAAUUCGGCCCGAUCAGCUGGUCUAUCGUCUCGAUGUUUGCGCAUAUGUUCUUGGUGAUGAACCAAGUGGAAUGAGCGUAAUUGAAGUUGACAUGAUUACGGGUUACGCGCCGAUAAAGGGCGAUUUAGUGUUACUUCAACAGCGUCUGAAAAUUGACCGCUUUGAAAUUCUUCCCGAUCGAGUGAACCUUUACAUAACUGAAUUUCCCGUAGGGAAGAAGCUCUGUUACGAUUUCCGGGUGGUCCAGGAGUUCACGGUUAGUAACGCCCAGCCAGCGACCGUUAGCGUGUACGACUACUACACAAAGGGGGGUAACUGCCCAACGUUCUAUGAACUUCGUAGUUUCAAGAAAGUGCUCGUAGAGUGCGCUAGUCAAAACAGUGGGUCAAGGCUGGAUAAGAUGUGUACGUGUAUUCAGAAUUCGUGUCCUUCAAGAGAGCCGUUCCGGCCAAAAGUUAAAGAGCAGAUCCAAACGAUCGAACCUGGACGAGAGAUUGUUUUGGGGUAUAUUUGCAACCAUGAUCUUGCGUUCGUGGGCACUGUCCGCAGUUGCUCUGCUUUCCAUCGGACAAUCUAUUGCCAGGUAAUGGUCAGUAAUCUAAUGUAUUCAAAAAGCCCCGAAGCUGGUGAUAUAGUGACAUUCGCAGUUCACGAAUACUGUAAAAAGGUGAUGAUUGAAGGAGAUCAGCAUCUGUUUCUGACUAAUGCUAACCUGCCACAUAAAGAAGGUGGAGUUCUCCACAGAAACCAUACGCUCAGUUCGAAGUCGAUCAUCUACAGGCUAAAUGGCGCAAUUGAUGCUAAUAUUGUCGCUAGUUUUGAUUACGUAGCUAAAAAUAUGCGUUGUCCUGAUUGAAUGUACAACUGAUUUUUGUUCAUUUACCAUAGGAUAUAUAUAUACGAGUGUAUAGAUAUGUAUAGAUAAAAUGCCACUAUUUGCAGAUUGGGGCAUUGUUUAACGUGCCUCAGGUGGUAAUUUGCCCAUCUCUGUUGUGAAUCUACAAAGCUACGAAUAUAUAUAUAUAUACUUAAUAAUUUUUAAUAAAGUUACUAUAUGUAGAAUGACGGCAGUGUUUUUGACUUUUGCCACAUAGAAUUGUCGUCGUUCUCAAUCCUUAUUACUUCGGUAGGAUUAGAAACAAAGGAAGCGAAUUCAAAGAACAGUAAGGCAAAUGUAAUUUGUCGUCGUUCGUGUCAUGCCAAUAAAUUUCACCGCAUGUUUGGUCUAUCAAACAGAUACCAGCUCGUCCAAUGGCCUUUCUCUUUUCAGACCUUACCCAACUAACGGGUUCUGUCUAUGACGACAAAACAAUUUUGCCCAACUGUAGUUGCCCCGUGAACACGCAUACUCAAGCAGAUUGUAGCGUUCAAGACAGCACAAGUAGUUUUUCAUGCAAAAAGACAAUUUAAAACCUAAAAGCCUCCUCUAUUGUUACGCGGU
Varroa destructor (honeybee mite) is the source of this 8113-nucleotide messenger RNA. Its product is annotated as complement C3-like. NCBI's taxonomy places the organism in Eukaryota, Metazoa, Arthropoda, Arachnida, Mesostigmata, Varroidae. Gene Ontology annotation, molecular function: endopeptidase inhibitor activity. Gene Ontology annotation, cellular component: extracellular region. The record is from RefSeq and is a predicted model, not a curated record.